This is a messenger RNA of Symbiodinium pilosum, 2193 nucleotides long. NCBI's taxonomy places the organism in Eukaryota, Dinophyceae, Suessiales, Symbiodiniaceae. The record is from the annotation of a GenBank genome assembly.
AUGAAUGCUGCCAGCGAGCGCGGCCAAUGGCAAGAAGUGCUGUUGGUGUAUCAGCGCUGGCUACAAUCGGCUGGUGCUGCCGCUGAGCGAGUUGGAGAUGUCUACGAAAGCGCAAUCUCAGGCCUUAUGAGGGUGCGCCAAUGGGAACAUGCGCUCGGGUUGAUCUGUGACUUCAGAACAAAAUGUCCAGACAGCUUACGCUUCUGGUCGGCUUCGUGCACCAUUGAGCGGGCCGACUCAAAACUGCGCAUCCCCUUAUUUCAGCUGCUCCUUUCAAUGUGCUCGCAGUAUGGCAGCUGGGAGCAGGUGCUGGAAAUCCUUACGGAGCUGCGUGGUUGCCCGGAAGCAGUGACUCCAAGCAGUGUCGCCUCUUCCAUGACAGCGCUCACGAAGCAGAAGCAGUGGCAUAUAGCCGUGCAAGCUUUUGCUGAGUCACGUGACAUUCCGGACAUCGAUCAAGAGCUCUUCCGUGCGGCGAUGAAGGCAUGCUCUAUUGGGCAUCAAUGGCAGCAAGUCAUUGGCCUGCUGGCCGAAGAGCAGUCCAUCCUUGGUGAAGAGGAGGGCCUUGAUGAUGCGAUGGAUGCACUCUGUAAGAUAACUCGCUCGCUAUCUGAAAUGAAAGGCUCCAAGGCAAGCAGCUCAACUUCUGCAGCACUGGCAGCAUCCCGGAUGCUGACAGACAUGCGCCUGCGAAAGCUUUCUCCGACAGCGGACUUGUACAAGCAGGCAAUUGCAGCCACUGCCAGGGCGGGUGAUCCAGACCAAGCUCUGGAGCUCAUUCGCCAGAUGAAAGACCAGGGCUUGCCAACAACGCGGCGAAUGUAUCGAAGUUGCAUGGGUGCAUUUCAAGCAGCGGGCCAUUGGGAGCAGGCUCUCAUCCUUUUGAAGGAGUUCUCCCCAGACGAUGCUGCCAGCUUUGAAGCUGGUGUCUUCUGCUGCACAGAAAGUGGCAAAUUGCCGCUGGCAACGGAGCUGCUAACUGACAUGCAGGCACGUAAUCUGCGUGCCAGAGGUGUGACCUAUGCGAUUCUCAUUUCUGCCUGCGCCCGUGCUAAGCAGUGGCGCAGUGCACUGCGUUUUCUGCAUGAGAUGGAACGAACAGGUGCUGACAAGGGCGAAAAGAACAAGGUUAUUCUUUAUGGUGCUGUCAUCACAGCCUCUCAGUGGCCGCUUGCUCUUUCGCUGCUGCGUGAAAUGCCAGCACGCCGGGUAGUCCCGAACGCGAUUACGUACAGCGCGGUGUCUCGCGUGUGCAACCGAGCCAGGAAAUACGUGUACUCGCUGCAGUUGCACGAUGAGAUGCAAAAGAAGGAGAUACAUCCAAACAUCAAGUCUUUCAAGCUUGCGGUUGAGGCUUGCAGCAGCAGGUUGCAGCAGCUUCUCGAAGCGCAGACUCAGCAGGGUGGUCGCCAGAAGGCAGAGCUCCUGGAAAUGACAUUCAGGUGGAGCUUAGAGGAUGCUCGCAACAAGGCUGCAGUGUUUGGGCAGUUCCAUGCGGAGAUCCGCAUUCUUUCGCCAAAGGAGGAGGAUGGCCCACCGAGGUUGGUGGUGCGCGACCUCUCCAUGAACGGGACUGGUCUGAAACAUGGUGACAAGCCAGCUGUUCAGACCAAGAAGGAUAAGGAUGUGCCCCUAUAUCACGAUGCGCAGAUCCUAGUCCCAAUGCAGCUCAAGCAGCAUCAGGCUCCAACCGACAGGGCUUGGUUAAAGGUGGAUUUUGAUGAUCCAGACCUUGGGGCCGUGCGACAGUCCGAUGAUGCGCAGGCAGAUGCAGAUGCCGGCGGCGGGCCGGCUCCAAGAAAAAAGUCUGCUGGGAAGGGAGAAAAUGGUGACAAAGAGGAUCAAGGAAAGGCAGAAAAUGAUGACAGUGAGGACAAGCAGGAGGAUGACAAGGCAGAUGACAAGGAGGAGGAGGAAGAUGGUGACGAUGAGGACCCAGAUGGCGAGAAAACCCGAACCCAGUUUGUGGAUUUGUUGAUGAAGGCCAAAGAGAUCUCAGCGGGCACCAGUUACGAGGAUGCCGAAGCCCUCCUGAGCAAGAAAGCAGCUUGGAAGGCUGUGGAUGAACACACUCGGAAAGAAUGCUUCGAGAUCUUCGUGGAUCACUUGGCAACGCAUACAGGAAAGAAGAAAAAGAAGAAGGACAAGGCGGGAUUUUUCUCACACAUGAGGGUUGCAUGUUGCGAAGGCUAG